UAUUGCUCUGUAUAGCUCGAUAGGUAUUUUACAAACUGAACAAUAAGCCUAAACUUUCGCACUUGACUACUUCUACUGGGGAUGAAAAUUAAAAGAAACAUUUAAACCAAACUGUGUUAAAUAGCGGUGUAGUUCUGCGCAAUAAAAUAGUGAGCUCCAGAAGCAGACGGAUAUUCAUCUUGGUGCAUCGAUAACGUGUUUCGUUGAAGCUGACAAUUACGGAUUACCUUUCAACGGAUAGAAACAGAUUUGUGUGUACAGCACCUAAACACAUUGUUUAAAGGGAAGUAUUUCUCACAAAUAGCUCAGCAUAUACCAUGUCCAUCGGUAUACCAGUCAUGGAGUACUGGCUGGAAAGUGAUAAUCUUUGAAAUAACUUCUAAGCCAUUGGUCACCUUGUAAAACAAACAAAACAUAAAUAUAGCCGAUAUAAAUCGUAUUAUAUAAACUGUUCAUUAUGCCAAAAUCGAAUAACUAUGUAGUGCAUAUUCUUGUAUUCUUCUGUGGGAUGUCUCUGUGGCUGGACAUUGAGGGAAUCAUCAACGAAAUGCCAGUCAUGAUCAACUACUUACCGGAAGGGUGGAAGCUCGCUAGUUACGUUAACAUCUGCAUAGCGGUUGCCUUUCCCAUUGCACUAGUAAUUGUUCUGGCCGUUAGCACGUGCAAAAAGGAAAAUUCCAAAUAUUUUGCUUGUUCGGCGCUUAUGAAUCAAGUUCUUCAGCUUAUCGUGCUGUCAUUUAUUUGGCGGAAAACAUACACCAUAGAAGGAGAAAUUCACUCGAUCGGUCUCUUCGCUGUUAUUUUCGUUCUUGGAUGUAGUGGCAGAGCGUACAGCAUCAUAUUUCUUUCCAUUUUAGAAACGAUGAAAUCCGAAUAUGUUGCUUCGUAUUUCAUAGGGGAAGGAAUCGGGUUGAUGGUGUGUCCAAUGUUGGCUUUUGUCCAAGGUGCUGGUCACAUUACGUGUCAACUGCAACUGGUCGGCGAAGAAAAUAGAUUGGUUAUUUCCAACGAAUCGUUGGUUAACAGAACUGAGUACAAGCAGCAAACAGUGUACGAAGACCCGCUAUUUCCGGUUCAAGUGUACAUUUUAAUACUGGCUGGAACUGCACUGGUCCCACUAGUGUCGUUUAUAUUACUCAACUGGAACCCACUUUCUUUGGCUGGAAUCAUUGAAUCAAAACGUCAGUCAUCGUUCCGAGCAUACGAUCAAGACGAAAGAGAUUCGGAUGAAUACUUGUUGUUGCCCAGACAAGACCAUGUCACUUUACCAGACGACGACCACCAACCUACAGAAUUGUCACACAAGUCAAACAUCUAUGAAGCCCGAUAUUCUUUUAUAACAUGGCUUAGGAAACAUUCCCACAAUGCCCCGGAUUGGUAUGUGCUAGCUUUAGCAGCAUUUGUGCAGAUGCAGAUAUGUGCAUUUCCAUUCGCACUUGGGACUUAUUAUAGUCUUCCUUAUGGUCACAAGACAUUUCACCUCAUUAUAACCAUUGGAAACACGGCCAUCGCAAUGGCGUCGAUCACCGGUCGGUUUUUCAGUGUUACGUCAUGGCCUAUCAUCGGCGGCAUAACAGCGUUGUCAUCAUCAUUGAGUGCAUAUAUCGUCGUGGUGGCCUCGCUAAGUCCAAACCCUCCUCUCGCUGGACGUUUAGCUGGGACAAUCAUCACGAUCGGAGUAUGGUGUAUACAAAACUACUCGCUAGCCUAUUUGAAGCUAUGUUUGGCCAAGAAAGUGCACAAUAACAAAACAUCAAUGACUUUGUUUGGUGUUGCCAUGGAAAUUGGAUUUCUUUUGGGAAAUAUUAUUGCGUUUAUACUGAUUGGGAUUCUAAAACUGUUCAAUGAAAAAUCGUUUUGUUGACUGAUAAUAGUGUUAUAUGUUGUCCAUUAAUUUAUUGAAUAGAACAUCAUAAUAUAAUUUUAAUAAUAUAACCAAAUUGUUGCAUAAAGGUAUUUGCAUAUAAGGUAUUGACUUAUUACUUAUUAUUACAUAUUGUUUCAUAUAUCAGGGGCGUGCACAGGAAAUUUUGCAGGGGGUGGGUCGAGAUGUCUGGCGAAAAAUUGACCCCUUCUAGGGCUAUUCUGAGGUGUUUUCUGCUGGCUAGCCGAGCUACUUUCACAGGAAUGUAAA
Molecule: messenger RNA, 2134 nt
Organism: Gigantopelta aegis
Lineage: Eukaryota; Metazoa; Mollusca; Gastropoda; Neomphalida; Peltospiridae
Product: riboflavin transporter 2-like
Exons: 2
Coding region: 458-1864 (468 amino acids)
Biological process (GO): riboflavin transport
Cellular component (GO): plasma membrane
Molecular function (GO): riboflavin transmembrane transporter activity
Source: RefSeq, a predicted model, not a curated record